Molecule: messenger RNA, 842 nt
Organism: Durio zibethinus
Lineage: Eukaryota; Viridiplantae; Streptophyta; Magnoliopsida; Malvales; Malvaceae
Product: AP-2 complex subunit sigma
Biological process (GO): protein transport; clathrin-dependent endocytosis
Cellular component (GO): AP-2 adaptor complex
Molecular function (GO): clathrin-cargo adaptor activity
Source: RefSeq, a predicted model, not a curated record
AGCAGCACACGGGUUCUAUCAGUCUGCGUCAUUACACGCGUAGGUUUCCUUACCAUCUUGUAUAACUUUCAAACCUUCGAGUUAGCCAAACUGUGAAACGGGAAAAAAACUUGACAACAAAACAUUCUCGUACCACUUCCGUGCUUCUAAAAAAUUUCCUUGGUUCCAACAAUGAUCCGAUUCAUUUUGUUGCAAAACAGGCAAGGCAAGACUCGUCUAGCCAAAUACUAUGUUCCUCUCGAGGAUUCCGAGAAGCACAAGGUCGAAUACGAGGUUCAUCGAUUGGUGGUUAACAGAGAUCCAAAAUUUACUAAUUUCGUUGAGUUCCGUACGCACAAGGUCAUCUACAGGCGGUAUGCUGGAUUGUUUUUCUCUUUAUGUGUGGACAUAACGGACAAUGAGUUGGCAUAUUUGGAGUGCAUCCAUUUAUUUGUGGAGAUAUUGGAUCAUUUUUUCAGCAACGUUUGUGAGCUUGACUUGGUUUUUAAUUUUCACAAGGUUUAUCUGAUACUUGAUGAAUUCAUUCUUGCUGGAGAGCUUCAAGAGACAAGCAAAAAGGCUAUCAUAGAGAGAAUGGGGGAGUUGGAGAAGCUAGAGUAAAGAUGAUUCUGCGUGAAAGAGAGUUGGUGUAAUUUGUGUCAAAUUUUCUCAAUCGUUGCUUCUUUUUGGUGUUAUUAUACUUUUUCACCUGUUUUGCACAGCCAAUUCUUCCUUUAUUAUUAGAAAACUGAAGUACAUAGUGUCCCAUUACUCUUCCCUUUCAGCUGUUUGUGCAAUGUUUAAUGGAGGCAUGGAAAAGAUAUUGUGCGAAAAAUGAGGAAGCUUCAAUUGUUUUCCAAUUU